Notothenia coriiceps (black rockcod) is the source of this 1788-nucleotide messenger RNA. RefSeq names its product fez family zinc finger protein 1-like. NCBI's taxonomy places the organism in Eukaryota, Metazoa, Chordata, Actinopteri, Perciformes, Nototheniidae. Gene Ontology annotation, biological process: regulation of transcription by RNA polymerase II. The record is from RefSeq and is a predicted model, not a curated record. Gene Ontology annotation, molecular function: DNA-binding transcription factor activity, RNA polymerase II-specific. Gene Ontology annotation, cellular component: nucleus. The coding region runs from base 1 to 1569 and encodes 522 amino acids. The transcript is spliced from 5 exons.
AUGGACGGUCCUCUCCGCCGCCCAGCGGGGAUCCUUGGCUCCCCCCCGGCUUCUGGGAGCCAGCCUGCGGGCUCAGACUCGCUCAUCUCUGGCAGCAAACCUCUCGCUUUCUCCAUCGACCGGAUUAUGGCCCGGACUCCGGAGCCCAAGUCGAUAAUCCCGCUCCCCAGAUGGUUCCAGCCCGCUCCUCCCGCGGGGAAACCCGACCCGGCCCCGCUGCACUGCAUGAUCCCGCUGCUGCCGCUCGGGUAUGAGACCGGACACCGGAUCAGCAUCACCGGGCUGGAACCGGGACACUUUGACGCCUCUUCUCUCGCGGCUCCGGCAGACUUUCUGGGUUUUGGGCUGAACUAUAAGCACGGUCCCCCGCAGGAUGAGUCCUCUCCGGGGCAGUACAAGCUGUUCCGGCCGCGCGUCGUGAACCAGUCCCAUUUCCCCGCCAUGGGCACCGUGUGCUACCUGAACUGCACCGGGGACACCGGAGGAGGAGGGUGCGCGCCCCCCGGGCUCGUGAACCUGCACCCCAUGGCCUCCUACCUGCUCAGCGCGCGCCACAAAGCCCUCAUGGCGGAGAAGAGCGUGAAGCCGGGGUUACAGCAGCAGACGGAUCGGUACCCGGUGAGUCAGAGUCAGAUCCAGAACUACAUGAAGGACCACAUCCUCACUGAGAAGAUCUUCAAAGGCUCCGCGGCGGCGGCGGCCCGGAUCCAAGGCUCGUGUCCCGGGAACAAACCCAAAGUGUUCACCUGCGAGAGAGUACAGUCAGGGAGUAGAGAGUACAGUCAGGAGUACACAGUACAGUCAGGAGUAGANGGAGGAGGAGGGUGCGCGCCCCCCGGGCUCGUGAACCUGCACCCCAUGGCCUCCUACCUGCUCAGCGCGCGCCACAAAGCCCUCAUGGCGGAGAAGAGCGUGAAGCCGGGGUUACAGCAGCAGACGGAUCGGUACCCGGUGAGUCAGAGUCAGAUCCAGAACUACAUGAAGGACCACAUCCUCACUGAGAAGAUCUUCAAAGGCUCCGCGGCGGCGGCGGCCCGGAUCCAAGGCUCGUGUCCCGGGAACAAACCCAAAGUGUUCACCUGCGAGGUCUGCGGGAAGGUGUUUAACGCGCACUACAACCUGACGCGCCACAUGCCCGUGCACACAGGCGCGCGGCCGUUUGUGUGCAAAGUGUGCGGGAAAGGCUUCCGACAGGCGAGCACGCUCUGCAGACACAAAAUCAUACACACUCAGGUAGGACACACACUUCUAGUCACAUCAAAUACAUGUGUACAUUGUGUAACUUUUUUGUGUUAUGUGUGUGAGUUCUGCGGGAAGGGAUUUCAUCAGAAGGGAAACUACAAGAACCACAAGCUGACGCACAGCGGCGAGAAGCAGUUCAAGUGUGCGAUCUGCAACAAGGCCUUCCACCAGGUGUACAACCUCACCUUCCACAUGCACACGCACAACGACAAGAAGCCCUUCACCUGCCCCACCUGUGGAAAAGGCUUCUGCAGGAACUUUGACCUGAAGAAACACAUGAGGAAGCUGCACGACCUCAACACCGCGCAGCCCCCCCCGCAGGCCUGAACCAGGCACUACAAACACUGAAACUGAACUCAAGUCCUGGUCUAUGGAGCCCUGAAGGUGUUAGGAAGAAGAAUAUUUUAAUUUAUUAGGAACUUUUGCCCCUAAGUGACCAAUCAGUGUGCUUCGUUACCCUGGUUCCAGUCAUCUGGAUCCUCUAAUAUGUGUCUUUUGGUGCAGAAAAUCACAAAAUCCUGCUCUCAGGCGGCUUCAUUUAGACAC